AUGGUAUUUAUGAAACCGGAAAGUGCUCUGAAACGAGCUGAUGAAUUCAUUGAAGUCGGUAAAAAGCAACGUGCACUCGAAUCUCUAUUAGAAGUUGUUAAAUCACGACGACAUCGUACAUGGACAAAAACGCACGAACCGUUGAUGGAAAAGUUACUUGAAUUAUGUGUGGAAUUACGUAAAAGUCAAGUGGCAAAAGAUGGCUUACAUCAAUAUAAAACAAUAUCACAGGCGGUUUCUGUCAAGUCGCUAGAAGAUGUUAUAAUGAAAUUUUUGCGAAACGGUGAACAAAGAUGUAUGAAUGCAAGACAAGCUGCACAAAGUGCUGUUGUUGAUAUCGAUGAUUUGGAAGUAUUACAAACACCAGAAAGUUUAUUAUUAAGUGCUGUUUGCGGUGAAUCACAACAAGAUCGUGCUGAUCGUGAUCUUUUAGCACCAUGGUUAAAAUUUGUUUGGGAAUCUUAUAAACAAUGUUUAGAUUUACUAAAAAAUAAUAAUCGUGUUGAAAAAAUUUAUCAGGAUGUUGCGCAAAUGGGUUUUAAAUUUUGUCAAUUAUAUAAUCGUCGACCAGAAUUUCGUAAACUAUGUGAUACUAUUCGUACACACUUUGUACAAUCACAAAAAUAUUCACAACAAAUGUACAGUGUCAAUUUUCAAUUACCGGAAACGCAAACAUUACAUCUGGAAACACGUUUGGUACAAUUAGAUACAGCAAUUGCCAUGGAGCUGUGGCAAGAAGCAUUCAAAGCUGUUGAAGAUAUUCAUAGUUUAACAACAAUAUCUAAGAAGACACCUAAACCACAGCAAUUAGCUAUGUAUUACAAUAAAGUUGCUCUUGUUUUUUGGAAAGCUGGUAAUUAUGUAUUUCAUGCCACUACGGUAUUAAAACUCUAUGUACUACACAAAGAACAGAAGAAAAAUAUCACAACAGCUGAAUUAACAAAACUGUCAACAAAAGCUCUGCUAUCUAUACUUUCUAUACCGUUGCCAACACCACGCACACAAAUUGAUGAACAUUUGGAAACUGAAGACACGUUAAAUGAAAAACAAAAACGUUUAACCGGUUUGUUGACACUACAAACGAUACCGACACGUGCAAGUCUCAUUAAGGAUAUGAUUAAAAAUGGUAUUUUGCAAUUUGUUUAUCCCGAAUUAAAGGAUUUAUAUGAAUGGUUAGAAGUUGAAUUUCAUCCAUUACGUUUAAGUUCAAAGGUUGAAAAAUGUAUUGAGUUUGUUGAAAAAUUAAAUCAACCAGAAUAUUCCCAGUAUAUGCCAGCACUGAGAGAUGUAACAGUUGUCAGAUUAUUACAACAGGUAUCGCAAGUUUAUCAGACAAUCGAAUUAAAACGUUUUAUAUCAUUAGCACCACCAAUUGAUAAAUUCCGUUUAGAAAAAAUUAUUGUCGACUCAGCACGUAAUAAUGAUGUUCAAGUUCGCAUUAAUCAUAAAUUACAAUCCUUAUCAUUUGGUACGGAUUUGACUGCAUCAACAACGUCAUCGUCAUCACUCCGUGGUCAUCAACAGCAACAAUUGGAUUUGGCUCAGGUUGAAUCUGGUCCAAAUGUACAAAAAAUGCCAAAUGAGCAGAUUCGAAAUCAGUUGAUAGCUAUUUCACGUGCUUUACAUUGGGCAAAGGAAUUAGUGGAUGAGAAAGCAAGUAAAGAAAAACGUGAUAAGCUACGACGUGAAAUAGCUCAAACAUAUUAUCGUGAUGAACAAGAACUACGAAAAGAAAUAUUGAAACGGCGAGAAUUAAUUGAACGAUUUAAAGAAACAAAAGAGAAAACAAAUCAAGAUAGAAUAAGAUUAGCUGACGAUGCGCGUAAACGUGCAAUGGUGCAAGCUGUUUUGGAUGAUAAACAUCGAACAGCAGUGGAAUUGAAAGCUAUCAAAGAUAAAGAAGAUGAGGAACUCAAAGAUAAACAGCAUCGUCAGUUGAUGAAAAUGGCUAUUGAUAAAUUACGUGACAGUGAAAUCGGACGUAAAAUAAUUAAAUUAUUAACGGAAGCAGAAUUAUAUAAAUAUGAUCCGGCGUCGUUGAAUGCCCUACAUAUUGAGCAUGUCAUUAAAGAUAGUCGUGAACAAAAAGAAAAAUUAAAACAACAACAUCGCAAAGUUGAUUAUUUUGUACGUGCAUGCCAUGAAGAAGAGGUGAAAUUAUUGAGUAUAAAAAGUGAAGAUGAUAUUACAGUGAGACGUGAUAUAUUUAAUCGUGAACGAGAAAAGGCACAUGAACGACGUAAACGUUUGACACGAAUGGAUGAGGACAAAAAUGAGUUUUUAUCGUCCAUUAAAGAUCGUCGACAUGAUGAUUACUUAUCCCAAAUGAAAGCGUUUCAUCAACGUUUACAAAGAGCAAAAGAGAUAAAACUAGAAGAGUUGAGAAAAGAAAAUAAGGAAAAAAAACAACAAGAUUGGAUUAAACGUAAAGAACUGGAUGAGGAGCGAAAACAACGCGAAAAACAACAACAAAUUCAAGAAGACAAAGAACGUAUAGAGCGUGACCGGCGUGAAAAAGAACGGUUAUUGGAAAGUGAUAGGCGAAAACAAUUAGAUUCUAUCGCUCUUAAACAACGAGAGAAAGAGGAAGCUAUUGAGAGAAAACUGAAAAAACAGGAACAAUCAUUACGCGAAGAAAGAAAUGAGGUAACAAGAGAUAGUGGCGGUGGUAGUGUGGCCAGUCAACCAUGGCGACCAACUAGAAUACGACCAGCUGAACAGCCCGGCACCGAAAAACAACAACCCCCUGCAGAUAAUACGGAUUCUGGUGGUCCACGUAAAGAUGGAGCGGGUAAUUGGCGUACACGUGAAAUUAAGCGCAUGGAUAGUUGGCGACAUAGUGAAAGUGGUAGUAAUAACGAGGAAAAUGAAUAUCGGGAUGUAAAACCAGAGGAUGAUGUUGAUGAACGUACUCCACCGCUAUCUAAAAUCCGUGAACAUAGAGAUGAUCCUCCAAGUCGAAGCUAUAGACAGCAGAGACCAAAUGCUCCAAGAUCAGAUGUGUCGCCACCAUCAUCUCAUUAUCAAGAUUCAUCAUCCCGAUCGAAUUACAGGGCACCGCAGCGUCCAGGUGACGGAAGUCCACCCCGUCAGCAUCAGGGUAGUGGCGGCACAAGAUCAUUUGGUGGUGAUAACUAUCGUCGCACUGGUGAACAACAGGAAUUCAGUGGCAGAAGAACCGAUAAUCGAAGAGCCGAAGCUGAUACGAAAUGGGGACGAGAUCAACCGCCGCAGCAACCUCGACCACAAUAUCAUGAUGAACAUGAUGAUCGUGAUCGUGACCGCGAUCGCGAUCGUUUUUCUUCAAACAGGAGAGGUGGAGGUGGUGGGUUUAGUAAUCGUGAUAAUUUUGGCCGCGAUAACAGAGACAAUAACCGAGAUCAUCCAGUUCGAGGCGACAAUAGUAGAGAUUUUAAUCGAGAUACAAGACCAUACAGUCAUCAUGAUGAUCAGCGAGAGAAUCGUGGGCCACCACAAAGUAGAAAUAUGGGUAGUGGUUCAGGAAGAUCAGAAAUAGAAUCAAGUAAUUGGAGAGCGAAAGCAGCACCCGCAACCACACCACCAAAACGAGACGCGAAUAAACGCAAUGACGAACCAAGAGAAUCUGGUCGAGGAGAAGUAGAAGAAGACGGAUGGAACAUGUCAUUAACUUGUUUAAUUCGAAAAUCGUUAUCGAUUCAACUUCUGACAAAACGAUUUGGUUCAACGAUUAAUCUUAAAACAACGACUAAAACUAGUGAUGACGAUUCUCAAGAAGGCUUGAAUUCAUCUUCUAAAACGAAAGUUAAAUUCGAUAUGAAAAUGCGACAAAAAAUUGAACGUUCAUCAUUCUUAUCAUUUUUAACUGAAGAUCUUGUUUGUAAAGUAGAAAAAACGGUUGAAUUAGCCGAUAGAAUUCAAGAAGUAAAUGUCGAUAAUUUUGAACCAUUAUUUACAUUAAUGGAAAACGAACCGUGUCCAUUAAGAGCAGAUAAUGUAAAUAAUGAGAAAACAUUAAGUGUCAAACAAGUACAGAUGAAUGCAUCAGUGGUAUACGAAGAUUAUCUAGUUGCACCAAUGAUCGGUAUACGAGAGUCACAAACUGUAGAAAAAUUAAAUGAAUCUCAGUUGUAA
Molecule: messenger RNA, 4113 nt
Organism: Didymodactylos carnosus
Lineage: Eukaryota; Metazoa; Rotifera; Eurotatoria; Philodinida; Philodinidae
Source: the annotation of a GenBank genome assembly